AUGAUCAUAGUAAACGGCGAUAUUGUUGCCCAAGGAUCCCAGUUCGGUCUCAAAGACGUCGAGGUGGUCACCGCCACAGUCGACCUCGAGGAAGUCAGAUCAUAUCGAGCAGCCAUCUCCCGCGGUCUCCAAGCCGCGACCUUGAAUGCCAGGUAUCAAAGAAUUCAGACUCCAUUCGAGCUGGCUCCCGAAGAUGACGACGCCGAUAUCGAAAAGCGACCCACCCUCCCCAUGCAGCCCAGAAUGCACCCCGUCGAAGAAGAGAUUGCCCUCUCUGGCGGAUGCUACCUCUGGGACUACCUUCGCAGAUCCGGAACGGCAGGCUACCUCGUUCCCCUGAGCGGCGGUAUUGACUCGUGCGCUACCGCCGUGAUUGUGUAUUCCAUGUGCCGCAUCGUCAUGGAUGCCGUCGAGGAGGAAAAUCAACAGGUCAUUGAAGAUGUCAAACGACUUUGUCAAUACAGCCAGGGUGUGUUGCCCAAGACACCGCAAGAAUUGUGCAACCAGAUUUUCACCACCAUCUACAUGGGUAUGAAGAAGCAGAGCUCUCGUGACACUCGCCAGCGCGCAAAGGAUCUUGCCGAGGCCAUCGGGAGUCACCACGUAAACCUCGAUAUUGACGAGAUAUACGAGGCUCAGAAGAAGCUCGUCGUCAACACCCUCAAUUUUGAGCCUAGGUUCGGGGUGGAAGGGGGCAGCAACCAAGAAAACUUGACGCUGCAGUGCUUGCAAGCCAGAAUCAGAAUGGUAACAGCAUACGAGUUUGGGCAGAUCCUUCCAACCGCGCGCGGAAGACCAGGAGGCGGCAGCCUGCUCGUCCUCGGCAGCGCAAACGUUGGAGAGUCUUUGAGGGGAUAUCUGACAAAGUAUGACUGCUCGAGUGCGGAUAUCAACCCCAUCGGCUCCAUCGACAAGGCGGACUUGAAACGCUUCAUCGCAUGGGCCGAGAAAGAAUUCGACCUACCCUGCCUCCACGAAUUUCUGACAGCCGUUCCCACGGCCGAGCUGGAGCCCAUCACCGAGAACUAUGUUCAGAGUGAUGAAGCCGACAUGGGCAUGACGUACGAAGAGCUCACCACGUUUGGGCGCCUCCGCAAGCUCAACAAGCUCGGCCCGUUCGCCAUGUUCCAGCGUCUCGUCCACGACUGGAGCAUCGACCGGAAGCACGUCGAGGGCGAUACCGCGCCACACUACACGCCUGCUCAAGUUGCGGAGAAGGUGAAGAGGUUCUUCCACUUUUAUGCCAUCAACCGGCACAAGAUGACAACCUUGACCCCAGCCCUUCACUGUAAUGAUUAUUCACCGGACGACAACCGCUUUGAUCUCCGACCGUUCCUGUACCCUAACUUUUGGAAGAGCUGGUCCUUCAAGAGGAUUGAUAUGGAGCUGAAGAAGAUUGAAAAGAAGCGGGCCAGUAAGGGGAAGUAG
Molecule: messenger RNA, 1428 nt
Organism: Podospora bellae-mahoneyi
Lineage: Eukaryota; Fungi; Ascomycota; Sordariomycetes; Sordariales; Podosporaceae
Exons: 3
Coding region: 1-1428 (475 amino acids)
Biological process (GO): NAD+ biosynthetic process
Cellular component (GO): cytoplasm
Molecular function (GO): ATP binding; NAD+ synthase (glutamine-hydrolyzing) activity; glutaminase activity
Source: RefSeq, a predicted model, not a curated record